UUAAGUUUGUCCUUUCCAGCGCUUCGUAGAUCUCCGACAUAUUGUUUGUGGGGAGCGAUUUCUUGAAGACCCUGAGGGAGCGAAGAUUAUUUCCUUUACAUCAUUACAGGGCGUCCAAACUACUUAUUUUGUAAAGUCAGCAAGAUGGAACCGUCAGCGAGUCCUGCGAAGGAUAACUACAGGAUGAACCGCUACAAGAACAAAGCUCUUAACCUGGAAGAGAUGCGCCGGAGACGAGAAGAGGAAGGCAUUCAGCUGAGGAAACAGAAAAGAGAACAGCAGCUGUUUAAGAGGAGAAACGUGGAGUUGCUGAACGAGGAAGGAGGAAUGUUCGACAGCCCUCUCAUGGACGCUUACGUCAGCUCCAGCACAGCCUCAGAAGGAGUCAUAACGAGAGACAUGGUAGAAAUGCUCUUCUCAGACGAUCCUGAACUGCUGCUGGUUACCACUCAGAAAUUCAGAAAACUGCUGUCCAAAGAACCGAACCCACCCAUCGACGAGGUCAUCAGCACUCCAGGAGUCGUAAACAGAUUUGUAGAGUUCCUUGAAAAAAGCACUGAUAGCACAUUACAGUUCGAAGCAGCAUGGGCACUGACCAACAUCGCCUCAGGAACGUCUCAACAGACCAAAUUUGUGAUCGAGGCGGGCGCCGUGCCGGUGUUCAUCCAGCUGCUCAACUCCGAGUUCGAGGACGUCCAAGAACAGGCGGUGUGGGCAUUAGGGAACAUUGCAGGAGACAGUGCCAUGUGCAGAGACUUUGUACUGAACUGCAAUAUCCUUCCUCCACUGUUAACGCUGCUGACCAAAUCGACUCGACUCACGAUGACCAGGAACGCCGUGUGGGCGCUCUCUAACCUGUGCAGAGGCAAAAGCCCACCACCUGACUUUGAAAAGGUGUCUCAGUGCCUGCCCGUACUGUCCCGCCUGCUGUUCAGCAGCGAUCCCGAUCUGUUGGCCGACGCAUGCUGGGCUUUGUCCUACCUCUCAGACGGACCCAACGAGAAGAUCCAGGCAGUGAUCGACUCCGGAGUCUGCAGGAGACUCGUAGAACUGCUCAUGCACUCCGAUUAUAAAGUAGCUUCUCCGGCUUUAAGAGCUGUUGGAAAUAUCGUCACUGGUGAUGACAUUCAAACACAAGUGGUACUGAACUGCUCAGCUCUCCCAUGCCUCCUUCACCUGCUCAGUAGUGCAAAGGAAUCUAUCAGGAAGGAAGCCUGCUGGACCAUCUCCAAUAUCACAGCAGGAAACCGAGCUCAGAUACAGACGGUCAUUGAUGCAAACAUCUUCCCCGUGCUGAUCGAAAUCCUCCAGAAAGCCGAGUUUCGCACCAGGAAAGAAGCAGCAUGGGCCAUAACUAACGCUACAUCAGGAGGCACGCCCGAGCAAAUCCGGUAUCUAGUGAAUUUGGGCUGCAUUAAGCCCUUGUGCGAUCUGUUGACGGUGAUGGACUCUAAGAUCGUGCAGGUCGCUCUGAACGGACUGGAGAAUAUUCUGAGACUGGGAGAGCAGGAAGCCAAACAGAACUGCAGCGGCCUCAAUCCUUACUGCAGUCUCAUAGAGGAGGCCUAUGGUCUGGACAAAAUUGAGUUCCUACAGAGCCAUGAGAACCAGGAGAUCUACCAGAAGGCCUUCGAUCUCAUCGAGCACUACUUCGGCGUGGAGGAGGAAGACGCCGCUCUGGCUCCACAGGUGGACGAGAACCAGCAGCAGUAUCUUUUCCCUCAGCAGGAGGCCCCCAUGGAGGGCUUCCAGCUCUAAUCCACCUCCGACACCCGUUUAGGCUCCGUACGCCGCGUCCAGGUCCUUCCCGUGCCCAUAAUCUGUACUGCAGGCUGUAUCUCAUGUGCCCUCAGCGCAGCCAUACAAGCAGAUUUAAAACUAAACCGACCUGAAAGGAAGCGCACUGCUUGCUGAUGAACUUUACCACUGUUUUCCCUCAUCCGAGACUUCAGGAGCUGGGUUUUUAUUUCAUUUUAUUCUGUCUUAAUUUAAGUAGUGCCACUUACAUAUUGGAUAAAAAUAUUUAUAUAUUAAUUCUUUUCCUGUUCUAAAGCUACCUUACUGGGCACACAUUCCCAUCAGCAUCUCAUAACCCUGGUGUUUUCCCCUGCUUUCGUUCGUCUCACGGGUUUUAACCCCACGUGCGCAGGCCUUUGGAAAGCCACAAGCUCGUGACGGUUUCAUCGGCGUGGCUUCAUGCCAAGACGAAAGUAGAUCGCCGUCAACAGACACGAUUUGAAGUUAGAGGCUCUUUUUUUUGUGCACUUUAGAUAGCACUUGCAUUUUUCUCUCUGGCUCUCCUUCUGUUUAUAAUCUUUAUCGUUUUGGUUUGGGAGUUAAACUCUGAAAAUUCCUCUUCAGUGUUUAAAAACUCUAGUUCAAAGCUGUAGUGGUAUUUUUUUUUUUUGAAAGGCAGAAUAAUUAGUCGUCUACUGUUUUGUGGUGUGCGGUGAUCUGAAAACCUUUAGAUUUUGCAAAUCCCAUGCGUUUUAUUCAUUAUAGAAGAAGAGUGCAUUGCAUAGGACUGGGGUUUCACAAGGUUUUAGCACAAAUCCUUAGGUUUGUGUGACUGUGUGUGUGUGUGUGUGUGUGUGUGAGUUUGGGUUGCACACCAACACCGCCGUUCUGCUUUCCCUUGAAGUUCUUGGGGUUUGGUUUUCUGUUGUUGUUUUUUUUUUUUUUUCCCUCCUUUCUGCUCUGUUACUAAGACGGUGAUGCAGACUGUGUCCAGGUCUUUUCAGAGUUGCAUGGUUUUCAUUCUUGCAUUAUUCUAUUAACAGUUUUCGUUCCUUCCAUCGGCAAGUAUUUUCAGGAUUGCACUCGACCUUAUGCUCCCGUUGCUUGGGUUUUUGUUUUUUUGUGGUCUUUUUCUUUAAAAGUAUUUGUUUAAUUAGUUAAGUUGUACUGGCAGGUUGGCACAGAGUUUGGCAAGGGAUAUA
Messenger RNA from Tachysurus vachellii, 2939 nucleotides. It is a transcript of the gene kpna6, whose product is annotated as karyopherin alpha 6 (importin alpha 7). The record is from RefSeq and is a predicted model, not a curated record. Lineage: Eukaryota; Metazoa; Chordata; Actinopteri; Siluriformes; Bagridae. The transcript is spliced from 14 exons. Gene Ontology annotation, molecular function: nuclear import signal receptor activity; protein binding. Gene Ontology annotation, cellular component: cytoplasm; nucleus; nucleoplasm. The coding region runs from base 145 to 1758 and encodes 537 amino acids. Gene Ontology annotation, biological process: NLS-bearing protein import into nucleus.